This is a messenger RNA of Cutaneotrichosporon oleaginosum, 664 nucleotides long. RefSeq lists its product as uncharacterized. The record is from RefSeq and is a predicted model, not a curated record. NCBI's taxonomy places the organism in Eukaryota, Fungi, Basidiomycota, Tremellomycetes, Trichosporonales, Trichosporonaceae. Gene Ontology annotation, biological process: proton motive force-driven ATP synthesis. Gene Ontology annotation, molecular function: proton-transporting ATP synthase activity, rotational mechanism.
CUCACCACUCCAAAACGAUGUUCGCCACCGCCGCGCGCCGCACCCUCACCGGCCUCGUUCCCCCCAAGAUCGCCACCCCGGGCGCCGUCUCGUCGGGCACGACCUCGGCCCGCACCCAGGCCGUCAUCGACUUCUACUCCAAGCUCCCCAAGGGCCCUCUCCCGGCCUCGGAGCGUGCCGGUGGCCUCCGCGGCAAGUUCUUCGAGGGCGCCAACGCCUCGGGCAAGCCUCUCCUCGCUGCCAUCUUCACCCUCUUCACCGUAGGAUACGUUAUCGACUAUCAGAUGCACCUCAAGCACCACAAGAACGCGCACCACUAGACGAAUACGGACACGCUGUUUUUGGUGGAGAUGGAAUAAGAUGAAAGGAACGGUUGGGUGGGGGUGGUGUAGCGCAGGCUGGUAGGGGCCUCUGAAGGCUCGAAGCAGUCGAGGGAGCGCGCAACUGGCGUGGAGUUGAUGGUGAGGUAAGCGGUGGGAGCGCGGAGAGGUUGUCGAGAGUGCGUGCGCAUCGUGUACCAUCCUAGGUGCGCUGGGUGUGGCAUCCGAGCGCUGCUCUCCAUGCUCGGUUGGACUAUCGGGCAGCAGCAAGUCAGACGCCCUCAGCUGCAACGCUUCUCGUGAUCUCGUUCACAUCACUCUCCGUGCUAUCGCACUACGCGUUU